AGAAACCUACAUUACCGGCCUGGGUCUUCAGACCCGGCCCACAGAUUUAGCCAUACGUAUCUCGUUAGUAAAUGAGAAAGGUAACCAAAGGAAACCCUCCGAGUCCACGCUUCUACUCUCAUUUACAAGCGUAUCCGAAAUAGCCCGCCACCGACUGACCAAGGCCACCAGGAAUUAGGACAUAACGCAGCUUUGAUGGGACGAUGUGGGAGAACAGCGUUUAUUUUUGUGGCGUCCAUAUGCACGGUGAAAAGGUUUAGACGUGAGCCUGUUUUAUAUACAGGUUGGUUUUUUUUAAAUAGAAAUUUACAAAACAAGCUUCGGUCAUGUUUGACACCUGACCAGUCCUCCGUCCAUUUUCGCUGAGCGGACAGUUUCACGAGAGGGAACUUUCUGAAGUUUCCCGUUCCUCGGCUGGACCCAAAGGGAAUCGUAGUUCGGUUCUUCAUAAUACAACUACCAGUUUUUUCCUCAUAAUUUAUCCGAAUAAGGAAAGCGAGACGGCGACUUCAGUUGAUUACCUGUCUUUUCUUCGGUAUCCAAUGGAUAUUCACUGCAAAGCAGACCCCUUCAGCGCGAUGCACCGGCAUGGGGGAGUGAACCAGCUAGGCGGGGUGUUCGUGAAUGGCAGACCCCUACCUGACGUGGUGCGCCAGAGAAUUGUGGAGCUCGCACAUCAAGGGGUGAGACCCUGUGACAUAUCCAGACAACUGAGGGUCAGCCACGGCUGCGUCAGCAAGAUUCUGGGCAGGUACUACGAAACCGGGAGUAUAAAACCUGGAGUAAUUGGGGGAUCCAAGCCAAAGGUCGCUACGCCAAAAGUAGUGGAUAAAAUAGCGGACUAUAAGAGACAGAAUCCCACCAUGUUCGCCUGGGAGAUUCGAGACCGUCUGUUGGCAGAGGGGAUCUGCGAUAAUGACACAGUUCCCAGUGUCUCGUCCAUAAACAGGAUCAUUCGGACGAAGGUUCAGCAGCAGUACCACCCUUCUCCAGAUGGAACCUCCCUCUCCACAGCGGGACACACUAUAGUCCCUAGCACGGUGUCCCCUCCACUUUCAAGUGGAUCCAGUGAUCCAGUGGGCUCCUACUCCAUCAACGGCAUUCUGGGUAUUCCUCGCUCCAAUGGAGAGAAGAGGAAAAGAGAUGACGAUGGUUCAGAGGGCUCGGGGCAGAACAGUGACUCCCAGGGCAGUGUGGAGAGCCUGAGGAAACACCUCCGUGCAGAUGCCUUCACCCAGCAACAGCUGGAGGCCCUGGACCGAGUGUUUGAGCGGCCGGCCUACCCGGAAGUGUUCUCCAGCUCUGAGCACAUCAAACCGGAACAGGCCAGCGAGUACGCCCUCCCGGCGCUGAACGCGGGCCUGGAUGAAGUAAAGCCUGGCCUGGCCUCCAGUAGCUCCUCCUCUGACCUGGGCUCCAGCGUCUCCCAAAGCUACCCUGUAGGCAGAGAUAUGGCCAACACAACCCUACCUGGCUACCCACCUCAUGUGCCCCCUGCUGGCCAGGGUAGCUACCCGGCAUCCACCCUGGCUGGAAUGGUUCCUGGGAGUGAAUUUUCAGGGAAUCCCUACAGUCACCCACAGUACACAACAUACAACGAGGCCUGGCGCUUCAGCAACCCAGCCUUACUAAGUUCCCCUUAUUAUUAUAGUGCAUCCCGAGCUUCCGUCCCCCCAACUGCUGCCGCUGCCUACGACCGCCACUAGUUAUCGCGGAAACCGAACCAGACACCAAAUCCAUAGCCUCGGACUUCAUAUUGUGCCAGUGUGAACAGUGCAGCUGAUCGGACAGAGGCCUCCUUCAUAUCACAUGAUGAAGAACAGGCCAACCAGGAUGCCAGACGGCUAACCCACAUUCAUCCAUCCGAAUACAACAGGCCAACUGUUACAGUGGCCGUACACAUCUCAAAGACUACCAAAACUUGAUUAAUAAUUCUUAGUCAAGUAUAAGAAUUAUUAUAUAAGUGGCAGAACGCAGAUGAGGUGAUUUUUUUAAUGAGUCAAUGCAUUUUGGUUUCUGUUUUUCAUAUUUUGAGUUUGGUCUUUGGAGGAAAAUAUUUCUUUUCUGUCUUGCGACAGUGAACUUUUCCUUGCUCGUACAUUUCUUGUUCUCUCUCUCUCUCUCUUUCACUCCCCCCUCUCUGUCUUUCACUCUUCCCCACCCCCCUCUCAGCUGUGCAAUGCAAGAUCCAGUAUCAUUCAUCUGGACCUACAGCUUGGUGCUUCUCCGCACGCAAUUAAUACACUCAUGCUUAACAUAGAGUUAAACAUGCAUCUAAACUCAUCCUGUAAACAACUCCUUCAGAUUAAGCCAUGGAAGGACUACUGGAACACCUCCCCUUUGAAAAAUUACCAUACAUAAAAAUUUAAAUGAGAGGAUAAAGAGGUCAAUCCACAACAGAAGACAAGUCCACCAGAUAACCAGUUUCCAGAAUUAAUAAAUAUAUAACAUUUUAAAAUUCAUUUUUUAAAUUUUAUUUUGGUUUCAUAAUUUUGAAUGGUUAAAUGCAGUACACAUGUUUAUUUUUUGCAGUGUUAGUUGUCAAAGUACUCUGGAUUUGGCAACACCAUGCAUUCCUGUAUCAUUUUUGCACCACAAAUAUUCCAAUAUCUUAAAGAGAAAUUAAGAACAGAAGAACAGAAGAAAACAAUAUAGUUUGAUAAAGAAAAAAAUUCAACAAAGCUCCAAAAGUGGUUCAAGAUAUCCUUUACUCAUGUGAUAACUGACAUUUCAAGAUUAAUUAUUUAGUUGCACUUUAGUUAUAAUUUAAUAACUAAGAAGUAGGCUUGAUGCUUAACAGCUCUUCAGUAAACAACAGUUGUUUCAUCCAAAGCUUUAGGUGCAAUUCCCUGUCCAUCCUAUUCCCAUGCACAGGAAAUCAGACAAGCUCCAGCAUUUGAUGGUGAAUAAUAUAUACAGUAAUUUUGUCACACUUGCCAAAGAUUAUUUGUUUGACAUUUUAUUUACAGUACAGUGUAUUGUGAUAACAGUAUUAUGGUAAAAACAAUUUUUAUGUAUGUAUCUAUGCAGAGUAAUAUGGCUGUCAUAUGGAUACAAAACUACUGAAAAAGAUUUUUAGUUUGUAUUUGAUCAUUAUUUAUGUUAGUUUUGUUGUUUUGCUAAAGUUUGUUGCUUUAUUUUACUACUGAGUCAAAUAAUUUUCCCUCUGUAAAUACAGUCAUGUAAAAAACAACAACAAUCACACAUGACCUUCAACUGUAUCAGGCUUCUUGGUGUCAUGCAACAGUUGUAGUGAUAACCUAGGGAGGACUAACAUCACUACAGGACAAUUGCACUGUUUAACUGAGUACCUAAAAAUUAUCUUUUGUUAAUGUAUGGGUUUUAUCCAUUUCCACUGGUUCAUCCAUCCAUUUCCUUCCUGGAAAUCUAUAUGUAUGUAUGAUGGAUUUUUGCAAAAGAUCUCCACCUAAAAGACAUACAGUUUUUUAAACAUAUUUUCCAUUUCUUCUGGAAUAUCCCUUCCAGGUCACAACGAUUCUGAGCACUGGGAGAGUAAGCUGCAUGCCUUUAUAAAUGGCGAUGCUGUAAGAAACACAGAAAUGUUUUUUUUCUACAAUAAUCACUUUAAUUGUUCAAAAUAGCAAUCAAAUGAAAAUCUCUAUACCAAUGUAUGAUUGUCUCAAUAACAAGAUACUUUGGGGAAAACUUUGAUAAAAAAGUACCUGAAUGACGCAACACACUGUAAAUGAGGGAAAGCACUGAACAAGAUUUAUGAAGGACUUAUUCCUCUGCUCUGAAGGAAGUGUGUCAAAUUUGAGCUUCACUUAGAAUCUGACUACUCCACUAACUGUUCAGUGUUCCUAAAUAAAUCCUCCAGUUCACAGUUUGUCAAUAACUUAUUAUUAAAUGCAGACUUGACACUUAAAAAAGAAAAGAUUGAGAGGUAAAGGAUGUCCUAAUCAUGAAGAGAUGCUGUCAGUUAUUUGACAAAAUCGUAUGACUUCAAUCAUUGUUUAAAUAUGAGUCUAAAUUUUUGUGCA
Messenger RNA from Electrophorus electricus (electric eel), 4001 nucleotides. It is a transcript of the gene pax2b, whose product is annotated as paired box 2b. Lineage: Eukaryota; Metazoa; Chordata; Actinopteri; Gymnotiformes; Gymnotidae. Gene Ontology annotation, biological process: anatomical structure development; regulation of transcription by RNA polymerase II. Gene Ontology annotation, molecular function: RNA polymerase II cis-regulatory region sequence-specific DNA binding; DNA-binding transcription factor activity, RNA polymerase II-specific. The record is from RefSeq and is a predicted model, not a curated record.